CCUUUGAGAUAUUCAUAGAGUAUCAGAAAUAAAAAAAAAUGUCUUCUGCUACUGCGACUUAUAACUACGAUGUUUUUCUGAGUUUCAGAGGACCCGACACUCGCCGCAAGUUCAUCAGCUUUCUCUACAAAGAACUUGUUGGAAGGGACAUUCGAACCUUUAAAGACGACAAAGAGCUAGAGAAUGGCCAGAUGAUUUCUCCGGAGCUCAUACUCGCCAUCGAGGAUUCGAGAUUUGCCGUCGUUGUUGUCUCCGUGAACUACGCUGCGUCUUCUUGGUGUCUCGAUGAGCUCGUAAAGAUCAUGGAUAUCCAGAAGAACAAGGGUUCCAUCACCGUGAUGCCUAUCUUCUACGGCGUGAAUCCGUGUCAUUUGAGGAGGCAAAUCGGAGAUGUCGCUGAACAGUUUAAGAAGCACGAGGCAAGAGAAAAAGAUCUUGAGAAAGUGCUUAAAUGGAGGCAAGCGUUGGCCGCUUUGGCAGAUAUCUCCGGCGAUUGUUCAGGGGAAGAUGACUCGAAGCUGGUGGACGUAAUCGCUGACAAGAUAUCAAAAGAGCUGAUGAUAGUUACAAGAAUAAGCAAUGGGAGGAACCUAGUUGGGAUUGAUAAACACAUGAACGAACUUAACCGAUUGAUGGAUUUGAAUUCCAACAAAGGUAAGAGAAUGGUUGGGAUUUGGGCAAGAGGAGGAAGUUGUAGAUCGGCUCUAGCUAAAUAUGUUUAUCAGACAUCCUGUCAACACUUUGAUAGCCAUUGUUUUCUUGGAAACGUGAAACGGAUUUGUCAGGGUAACUACUUUGAAAGCCAUCUACACAAAGAGUUUCUGGAUAAUAUUCAAGGAGAAAACUCUAGCAAACAAAGUCUCAAGAAGCAAAAGGUUCUGCUUGUGGCAGACGACGUCGAUAAGCUUGAACAGUUAGAUGCUCUUGCAGGGGAUUUCAGCGGUUUUGGUCCGGGGAGUGUUGUUAUCAUCACUACAAAAGAUAAGCAGUUGUUGAUUUCUUAUGGUAUACAGCUUGUCUACGAAGCUGAGUUUUUGACAUUCCAGAAAUUUUGUCGUAGCUUCCGAUCAUUGGCCUUUAAAAAGAGAGACGACAUUUCUGCUGCGUUCGAGUGGGCUUUGUAUAUAUAAAGCAAUGAAUUUUGCCACGGAAUGUUUUAGCUCUCAAAGUAGAAGAUCUGGUUAUGAGAAAGUGUUGGAAUCAGUUUAAUAAGUUAGAUCCCUUGAGUCAUAUGCAUUAAGUUAACUAAACUUAAUAAGUUGUGUGGCUUUCAAAUAAGGUUGUUUUGUCUAUUUUUGGAGUGGGUUCUCUUGGGGUGUAUAAAAAUGUCACUCUUCAUUGGAUUAAAUAAUAUACAAAUUUUUUUUGUUAUAAUCAAAU
Molecule: messenger RNA, 1380 nt
Organism: Arabidopsis thaliana (thale cress)
Lineage: Eukaryota; Viridiplantae; Streptophyta; Magnoliopsida; Brassicales; Brassicaceae
Product: Toll-Interleukin-Resistance (TIR) domain-containing protein
Exons: 2
Coding region: 39-1130 (363 amino acids)
Biological process (GO): defense response; signal transduction
Molecular function (GO): ADP binding
Source: RefSeq, marked reviewed